Molecule: messenger RNA, 6208 nt
Organism: Seriola aureovittata
Lineage: Eukaryota; Metazoa; Chordata; Actinopteri; Carangiformes; Carangidae
Gene: btbd9
Product: BTB (POZ) domain containing 9
Exons: 11
Coding region: 266-2104 (612 amino acids)
Biological process (GO): modulation of chemical synaptic transmission; adult locomotory behavior; circadian behavior
Molecular function (GO): protein binding
Source: RefSeq, a predicted model, not a curated record
GAGUACAGAGCAAACAAUUGCGGAAUAAUAACUUUGAGGAACGUUUAUUUUGAAAUCCAGCUUCUCGAACCGGAAGUGCCUGUCCGUUGGCCCAGAAUCAGUUUCCGGUGAUGUGAUGCUGGAAGAAUUGUGAAUUUGGUGCUUUUCAUGCACAUUGGAAGAAGAAGCACGACUGUUUUUUGUUGUUUUUUAGAUUAUCUGACGCAUAUAUCUGAACACAGGAGUGAACGAGAGCCGCUCGAUGUGACUGUGGCACACGUCGACCAUGAGUAACAGUCACCCUCUGCGUCCACUGGCCUCCGUGUCGGAGAUCGACCACAUCCACCUGCUGUCGGAGCAGCUGGGAGCCCUGGUGCUCGGUGAAGAGUACAGCGACGUUACCUUCAUCGUGGAGGGGAAGCGCUUCCCUGCGCACCGGGUCAUCCUGGCAGCGCGCUGUCACUACUUCAGGGCUCUGCUGUACGGUGGGAUGAAAGAGUCCCAGCCCCAGGCCGAGGUGUGUCUGGAGGAGACGCGGGCCGAAGCCUUCUCGAUGCUGCUAAACUACCUGUACACGGGCAGGGCCAGCCUCAGCUCUGCCCGGGAGGAGGUGCUGCUGGACUUCCUGGGCCUGGCUCACCGCUACGGCCUGCAGCCACUGGAGGACUCCACCUCCGAGUUCCUGCGCACCAUCCUGCACACCAACAACGUCUGCCUGGUCUUUGACGUGGCCAGUCUCUACUCUCUGAGCGCGCUCAGUGCGGCCUGCUGUGCUUACAUGGACAGACACGCACCCGAGGUGUUGAAUUCUGACGGCUUCCUCUCGCUCUCCAAGACCGCUCUUCUGACCGUGGUCAGCAGAGACUCAUUUGCCACCAGCGAGAAGGAGAUCUUCCAGGCCUUGUGUCGCUGGUGCCGGCAGCACGAGGAGGGGGCUGACACGCAGGAAGUGAUGUCAGCGGUGCGGCUGCCUCUCAUGACCCUGACGGAGAUGCUGAACGUGGUGCGACCGUCCGGCCUCCUCAGCCCAGACGACCUGCUGGACGCCAUUAAGACCCGCUCCGAGAGUCGCAACAUGGACCUGAACUACCGCGGGAUGCUCAUACCAGAGGAGAACAUCGCCACCAUGAAGUACGGAGCUCAGGUGGUGAAAGGGGAGCUGAAGUCGGCGCUGCUGGACGGGGACACCCAGAACUACGACCUGGACCACGGCUUCUCCAGACACCCCAUCGAGGAGGACGGCAGGGCCGGGAUCCAGGUCAAACUGGGCCAGCCGUUCAUCAUCAACCACAUGCGUCUCCUGCUGUGGGACAGAGACAGCCGGUCGUACUCCUACUACAUCGAGGUGUCCAUGGAUGAGCUGGACUGGGUGCGUGUUGUGGACCACUCCAAAUACCUGUGCCGCUCGUGGCAGAAUCUGUACUUCACGCCACGAGUUUGCAGGUAUAUUCGCAUCGUGGGAACACACAACACGGUCAACAAGGUCUUCCACCUCGUGGCUUUUGAAUGCAUGUUCACAAACCACCCAUUCACCCUGGAGAACGGGCUUGUGGUGCCCAGUGAGAACGUGGCGACCAUCGCGUCCUGUGCCAGCGUCGUCGAGGGCGUGAGCCGCAGCAGGAAUGCCUUGCUCAACGGUGACACGCGAAACUACGACUGGGACUCCGGAUACACCUGCCAUCAGCUGGGCUCAGGAGCCAUCGUCAUCCAGCUGGCUCAGCCCUACUCCAUCGGCUCCUUGAGGCUGCUGCUCUGGGACUGUGACGAGCGCUCCUACAGUUACUACAUCGAGGUCUCCACCAACCAGCAGCAGUGGACGAAGGUGGUCGACCGCACCAGGGUGGCGUGUCGAUCAUGGCAGACCUUGAAGUUCGAUAAGCAGCCUGCGUCCUUCAUCCGUAUUGUUGGGACUCACAACACUGCUAAUGAGGUCUUCCACUGUGUUCACUUCGAGUGUCCGGCCCAGCUCAACGCCGAGGUGAACGAAGGCAGUCCGGGCCUAAACUCCUCCGACUCUGGCUCCGCCCCCCAGCAACCGCGACCCCAGCGACCUUCACGCACACACAGCCUGCUGCCUUCCCAGCCCUCCUCCACCUCAUCGUCGUCCUCGCAGUCCCAUCCUUAAGAGGAGGGGGUGGGGGGGACCUCACAAUGCCAUUUUGCACAGCCGUCAUCAUCCAGACUGCACUGCUACAACGCUGCUAACGUCCGGCGAUCGUCUCAUUGUCAUUACCCAUGGUCCCUCUGUCAUAAGUGCAACAUUAGAGACUGGUUUAUCUGUAGCAGCAGCAUCUAGGGCUCCAGUCUUCCCAGUUCUGAAACUGAUAGUUGGGUGUUAACAUCCACUGGUUCAUGCAUUUUUGUGAAGGUACUUUUUUAGCUACUAAGACUCGAGUUUUAUCCCUUCAAAACCAAGUGGAAACUUUACUUCUCCAAAGAUGAGGCACACACUGAAACGUGGUUUUCCCAACCACCAAAGAGCAGUAAGACCAGGGUGUGGGGGGGCGGGGGGUUGCUAUCUGAAUUUUACGAGUUAAUAUUUCCAAAAGAAGUGGAUUUUAUCCUUAAACAAGCUAUUUUUUUAAGAAACUGUCUUAAACGGACUCUACUCACUUUUCAUACCAUCGAGCUAACGGAGUAGCAGUCGAGUAUUUUUCAAACUUUAGACUUUAAUUCUCGAAAGGGUUUUGCCAAAGCUGUGGAGCUAACGCAUUCUGUGGCAUUUGUAUGCAAAUAGCACUUAAUCCAAUUAUGCAUUUGCAUAUUAAGUAAUAGCUGUUUGAGUAUUUGUUCACAGGUUUUCACACCUGAAACGAAAAAACCUCUGGUCCUAUUCUGGUGUGACGUUUUUGAUAGUUAGAAUUCAUACCUCAAGAAAACAAAGAAACACCUCACUAAAACGAAAGAUAGAUUUAAUUAAGUGUCUUAAUUCAGCAUUUUAAGCACUUGAAUAGCUUAGCACAAAUGAUUGGGGAAAUCAAUUAGUUGAACAUUGAGGCGGACCAAAUUAUGUAUGCACUAGAGCUGCCAGGAAGAAAGUUUCUAUACCGUAGAUACAUGAGCAGCUGCUAUUGGCACUUUAUUUUUCUUUACUCAAGUAGACAGAAAUAAAGGUUGCAGCUUGGGUCUUCUGACUGAAGAACAGUACCGGGUGCUGGAUCUGGUAUCUUUGUGUUUGUGUGUGAAAUGAAUUGAAACACUUCCUCGCUCUCGGACGUGUCAGGUUUGAGUCUUUUGUGUGUUUUUGUAGGUUUGUUUUAAAUGAAUCUCUCAGUGUACAGAAGUCCUGAAAGGCAAGUGCUUUUUUUUUUUUUUUUUUUUUUUGGCUAGGAUCAUUAUUUUUCCAAAUGUUUUUUUCAUCAUUAUAAAACCCCCCGAGAGGCCACUGAUGAUUUAUUUUAUUUAUUUUUUUUCUGGGGAAAAAAACCCUUCACUGGCCUUAAAGGACACUACGGAAGCCCAGAAAGGCUUUUCUUUCUUUUUAUCCCAGGAUCAUCUUUUUUUUUCGGCUGUAAAAACAUUGUCAUGAAAUGAAAUGCAAGUGAAAAGAAUAUUUUUUUGGGGGGGGGGCAAUCAUUUUCAUUUUUAAGUUGUUAACAAAUAUUCCCCCCCCCCAGGAAAACAAAGAAAUCACUUUCCUCUCGGGGUGUUUAUAACGAUGUUAAAAAAUGAUCCUGGCAAAAAAAUAAAUUGCCUGGCCUUCCUGGGCCUCCGUACGCUGCUGUGCUUCCUGUUUGUUUCCUUCGUGUCCUGAUGUUGCACUUUUGAGUUGUCUUUUAUUUUGAAACCUUUUGUUUGAUGUUAAAUAAUCUGAAUUACCUUAACGACACUGAUGUUUCUAUAAACCUCCUCUAGUCAUCCAUCUAUGUUUUAGAAGAUUAGCCAUUGGUUGGAUUAAGUCUUCUUUAAUAACCAGAGGACUGAAUUGGGCCGUUGUUCAGGUUACACUGUAAUGUAGAGAACACACUCCCCACCCCCAUCUAACUUUAUGUAUGUGUAUAGUUUGAGCUAAUAUAUAUAUUUGUUUUGACCAUUGACGUGUGAUUGCAUUUCACUGCCUCUUGUUCAGAACAUUGCCUGUCAAAAAUGUGAUAAUGGAAACAACUGACAUUGUUCAUUAAUGUUUAUUGCUGCUUGCCUGAAUCACUGCUGUCGAACACAGCGGAGGUCUUUGAUACAAGCAAUACAGCGAUGUCUGUCUUCUCUCUAGUCCUGAGAGCUUCUGUCACAGUGCUCAUCAUGAUCCGGUCACUGCUACAGACAUUUAACAUCUUCUCAUUUUGGAGCUCAGAAGUCAGAUUUGACUCGUUUCUGUCGCCUCAGUCAUCAUCUUGUUUGUCCACAGUAACAGUGAGAGGGUUUAAACGGAGCAGUGGGACAGAAACCUGAGUUCACCUGCUCAACUGAUGUGGAAACACUCAUAUUUAACCUGUGUGGUAUUUGUCUGUAAAUUAAUGUAAUAACUGAUCAAAGGCAUAAUUGUUAUUGGGCAUUUUUACGGGCGAAGCAGCAAACUGUCCCGGGGCCCGACUCCUCAGCGAGCCAGAAGCUAACUCUUCCCCAAGGUGGCUUUUGUGGUCAUUUGAAUAAGGCGCAUCACCUGCAUCAUUACCUGAUGUGGACACUGUCCUGUAGAGAUAAAAUCUGGUUUAAAAGCCGCUAUCAUUUCAUUUUAUCUUGUGCUACCUGAACUUAAAUCUGCCAUAAGACGACCCUUAUGAAGGAUUUCUGAAUGUGAUUCAGCAGUUCUCAACCUUUUCCAACUCAGGGCCCCAUAAAAUCUUUAACAUGUUUGCAGCCCACAUUCGACCACAUAGUGAUACGGAGGCCAAAUAAAGCCAGGUUGCAAAUUAUUUUGAAAGUUCCUUUUGUUUCCAAACAUUUGAAAAUAUGAAUUAUCUUUUUUAUUUACAUCUUUUCACCAAAAAUUGUUCUGUUUUGCAAACGAUUUGUCGGCCGACUUGCAAUAAUUAUAGUUUGUUGUUCUAAUUAACUUAACACUUUAUAAAUCAUCUAUAAGCUACUAUUACACAUUAGAUAAAGAGGGCAACAGUGACCUGUUGCUUGCCAAAUAGUGAGUCCACAUGUAUCUGAACUGUUCAGCCUCAUAUCUCUUUGUUUUCUCCAUCAUCAGCAUCUGUACCUGCUGCUUCUUCAAGUUUGUUGUUUGGUGACGUGUUUUACACUUUACAAUAAGGCUCCUCUUACCGUUUAUAAAUGGUAGUAACUCAUUAGUAAGAUUAAUGAGUAGUAAGCAAUACCUUCAUCUUGCCAAAUAGUGAGCCUGCAUCAAUGUAUGAAAACUGUGUUAUAACUUGUUUAUAAUUGUUUAUUUAUGUUUUAUGAAGUGUUAAUUGGAUUAAUAAGCUAAUUAUUAACCAUUCCUAAACCCUUUAUAAGGGUAGCAGGGUAGAUAGCUCCCAACUUUACAGUUUCAUUUCACUCUCAUCAGCGUCACUUCUGUCUGUUUUCAGUUCAGUUUAUUUAUUUAAUAGGGACGAUGCAAUUUAACAGUUUGAAAACAAGGCGUGAAAUGAAUGUGUUCCACAAAGAGUUUAUAGCUGUUGCUAUUUCUCCACCACUGUCCCUUCUUGGCCUUUUACAUGUUUGCUGUAGCAAAAUCAACACAAUUGAUAAUAUCCUACAAUGAGCUAAAAAUAUAAAGAUGUUUAGUCUGAAAAGAGAGGAAAAAAACUGGGGCAGCUAAUUUGGCAGAAGUUAACCUUUGUUGUAAAGGAAUUUAUAUCUGGAGUUCAUUUGAGAGUCGGGGGCCAGCCCUCAAAGUUUGGUGGAGGCCAAAUUGGAGCUCAAAGGAGAGUAAAUAUUGGACUUCAGGUCAUUAGGUCACCUGAAACGCACCUUAAUGAAUGCUAAUGUAGCUCUUUGAACCAAUCAGUGGUGGUUUAAUCAACUAGAACCAUCACAAACAAACUAUUAUAUCAUACAAUGAACAGAGGUGCUAGGAAAACAGCUGCCACAGCUUAUUUUUGCCAUGUAGAGUAACCUGCUGCAUUUUAAUGUGAAUGAGGUUUCCUUUCAGUGACCACAGUCACGUCUUCAAUGUCAGUCCUCCUGUUAGAUAAAAUGAUAAUGUUGUGAUGUAAUCUGGUUUCAGGUUGAUUUUAUUUUCUUUUGUUAAUUACAGACGUCUUGGGGAGUUAAGUCUGUCUCUGUAAUCUGGUAAAAACGGAUUACAAUAAAACCAGUGAUCAAAGCAAGUCCGAUCUGA